AUGUGGAGUACAGACGCCUGGUGGUACACUGUGUCACCUCGGAUAGAUCAGAGACUUUCAGGGUCCCUGGGUGACAGUGUCCGGCCGGGAGCUCCCAACCACUUCCUGUGUGUCACAUUAUUGAGGCCAAGUAGCACCACCAGCACUCUCAGCACCAUCAGCACUUCCAUGGCCUUCAGCACCAUCAGCACUUCCAUGGCCUUUAGUACCACCAGCACUCCCAUGGCCCCCAGCUCCACCAGCACUCCCAUGGCCACCAGCACUCCCCAUGGCCUGGCUCCACCAGCACCCCAUGGCCACCAGCACUCCCAUGGCCACCAGCACCCCAUGGCCACCAGCACUCCCAUGGCCCCAGCUCCACCAAGCACUCCCAUGGCCCAGCACUUGGCCCCAGCUCCACCAGCACUCCCAUGGCACCAGCACCCCAUGGCCUCCACCAGCACCCCAUGGCCACCAGCACUCCCAUGGCCCCCAGCUCCACCAGCACUCCCCAUGGCCCCCAGCUCCACCAGCACUCCCAUGGCCUUAGCACCAUCAGCCUCCCAUGGCCCCAGCACCACCAGCACUCCCAUGGCCCCAGCCCACCAGCACCCCAUGGCCCAGAGUCUCCACCACCCCUGGCCCCAGCUCCACCAGCACUCCCAUGGCCCUCAGCUCCACCAGCACCCCAUGGCCCCAGCACCACCAGCACUCCCAUGGCCUUCAGCACCACAGGGGUCUCCACCACCACCAGGGUCUCCAGGGGCCUGCCCUACAUGUCCUGCCUUAGUACCGUGA
Molecule: messenger RNA, 777 nt
Organism: Homarus americanus (American lobster)
Lineage: Eukaryota; Metazoa; Arthropoda; Malacostraca; Decapoda; Nephropidae
Product: proline-rich receptor-like protein kinase PERK2
Exons: 1
Coding region: 1-777 (258 amino acids)
Source: RefSeq, a predicted model, not a curated record